AUGAAGGGCCUCCCCAAUCUUGGAGAUGAUGAUGAGUUCCUGCAGGAGCUGAGAACAUGGUUCGAGAACAUGGCCCCAGGACAAGAGGCCGAAUCUGAGAUCAGGGAUCUCAAGCAAAAGGACUACCCCGCAAAUGAACUGAUGUGGGAAUUCCGUAGAGUGGUUGAGGGAACUCCUGCCCUGGAAACCCUGCCAGCUGCCCCUAGUGACAGCAGCGGUGACAGCAAAGAUGACUUGAUGGUUGAUGGGACACUAAUAGGUGGAGCCUCAGCCACCCUAGUCACCGAGCUGGUGAGGCUGGAGAUCGACCACCACUGGGAACUUAUCCGCUUUGUGGUGGCACCAAAAAUGACGCAGUCAGUCAUCCUGAGGACCCAAAUUGAGAGAAUGAGAGAAAAUAAGAUAGGAACUUCAAAUGAAUCACUGGUGAUCAAAUUCAUCCUGAUCGGAUUAUCAGAAUAUCCCAAAGCUCAGAUUAUUCUCUUUUGGUUCCUCUUGAUGGUGUAUCUCAUUAGUUUUCUUGGCAAUGGACUCAUCAUCAUGUUGAUCAUUGCUGACCCCCGACUUCAUACCCCCAUGUAUUUCUUCAUUUGUGUCCUUUCCACAGUAGACUUUAUUCUUACCAACAAUGCACUUCCUGAGGUUUUAGUGAACUGCUUCAUCUACAGGCCCACAAUUUCUUUCUCUAGAUGUUUGGUCCAAAUGUAUAUGGGUCUAUUUCUAAUUGUAGCAGAGUGCAUCAUUUUGGCAGUCAUGGCAUAUGAUCGCUUGGCAGCUAUAUGCCAGCCGUUAUACUACACGCAGAUCAUGAGUUGGAAAUUAUGCAUUUAUCUAGUCGCCAUGUCAGUGGCCCUUGCCUUCAUGACGACACUGGUCAACGUGCUCUUGCAGCCCACCGACUUCUGUGGCCAUCACACCAUUAACCAUUUUGCAUGUGAACUGCAAUCUUUACUCAAACUGGCUUGUUCCAACAGAGUCAGUGAGCUCUUUAUGCAUAUCUCCAGUUUCUUUCUGCUAUUCCCUCCCUUUGGCUUCAUAGUUGUGACAUACAUCCGCAUAGGCCUGGCUAUACGACGUAUCAGCUCUACCCAGGGACGCAGAAAAGCCUUCUCCACCUGUAGUUCUCACCUUGCUGUGGUCAGUGUCUUUUAUGGAACAAUUAUGAUCAUGUACUUGAGACCUGAAGGGAAAUCCAUUUCUGAAAAAGACAAGGUCAUAUCCUUAACAUACGGGGCUCUGACUCCCAUGCUCAAUCCUCUGAUCUACAGCCUGAGAAACAAGGAUGUCAAGGGGGCAUUUUGGAAGCUGAUUCAAAGAAAAACCUUAAUGUAAUGUACACGUAUGCUCACCAUGUCCCAUGUAGGUUUUUACUGCUGACAAUCUCUACUAACCUUUUAAAAAGGAAUUUAAUAACCAGCAUUACGACUCCUAAUAAACCGACGAGGGCAUAAGCAAUACUGAAUUUUAAGGAGGAAUGUAUUAGGACUUCAAGAUCUAGAACUCACAAUGCUUUGGCAGAAUAUCAAGUUGGGGAAUAUAUUCACAAAGAAGCUGAGAAUUUUAGGUGCCAAAAUACACCCCUAAAUACACCAUUGUUUCAACUUAUUGAUGGAUAGGCUUCUCUACAAGUAUAUAUGGUAAUACUUUUUAAAAAAUACUUGCUAUCCCACAGAUAAUAGAUGCUCACAGACAAGACAUCCAUCAAUAAGCUGAUCCUUGAUUUUCUAACCAAAAUACCUGUGCUAGAAACUAAUGAGGAGGUGGAUUCCGAAGAGGGAAGGGCCGUAUUUCAUAGGAAUAAGAGAUGAUUCAGUCCAGAUAUUCUGUAUGAGAGAAAAAUGUGGGGAAGACAGCCUUAAUAGUUUACUUAAUAGUUUUCAAACUACAUUGUAGAAGUUGAUAGUAGCAUUUUUAAUACGAAAUAUUUUGUCUGUAGGUGUGAAACAAUAAAGAAAUUGCCGGCAA
Molecule: messenger RNA, 1965 nt
Organism: Pantherophis guttatus
Lineage: Eukaryota; Metazoa; Chordata; Lepidosauria; Squamata; Colubridae
Source: RefSeq, a predicted model, not a curated record